AUGGAUGAAGACUCUGAGUCUGAGGAAGAAUUGACUGGUUUAUCCAAGGUAUUUGCGGAUGGCCAAGCAUUGUCCGCGAAUGGCUUGUCAUGCUUAGAAAGAAGCGAUUCAAUCAAUGACUAUCAGCACACAUUCGCUACUCAUCCAGAUACACCACGCAAUGUGCAAUGGAUUAAAGGGCCAUUGAUUGGUGCUGGCUCAUUUGGAAAGGUGUUUUAUGGUGUUAACUGUGAAACUGGAGAGAUUAUGGCAGUCAAGCAAGUUCCAUCACCAACUUAUCGAGUCAGAACAUUUUCUCGUAGCAGCGCACGACGCAAGAUGCUCGAGGCUUUGCAUCGUGAAAUUUCAUUACUCAAGGAUCUUGAUCAUGAAAACAUUGUGCGAUACCUUGGGUUUGACGUCGAAACGGAUUUUAUCAGUGUUUUUCUCGAGUACGUGUCGGGUGGAUCUGUUUCUACUGCAUUGGCUGUAAUGGGAAACUUUGAAGAACCGCUGAUUCAAAGCAUUGUAUCACAAGUCCUGAAUGGUCUCAGAUAUCUGCAUGAGCGGUUGAUUAUUCAUCGAGACAUCAAAGGUGGAAAUAUUCUUAUUGACGAGGAUGGAUGGGCCAAGAUAUCCGAUUUUGGCAUUUCCAAAAAGAAUAAGCAUCAAAUGGCAUACCGAUAUAACUCUCGUAUGUCGAUUCAAGGGUCAGUGUAUUGGAUGGCGCCGGAAGUAAUCAAGUCCAAAGGCUAUUCUGCAAAAGUGGAUAUAUGGAGUCUAGGAUGUGUGGUGUUGGAGAUGUUUACUGGUAAUCAUCCUUGGAGACAAUUGGACGAAGUUCAGACCAUGUGGCGAUUGGGCAGAGAAGACAAACCGCCCUUGCCUGAGCAUCUCAGUUCUAUGGGAACAGACUUUUUAACCAAAACGUUUGUUAUUAAUCCCGAAGAGCGGCCAACGGCAGCCGAGUUGGAGAUGCACCCGUUUUGCCUG
Molecule: messenger RNA, 972 nt
Organism: Batrachochytrium dendrobatidis JAM81
Lineage: Eukaryota; Fungi; Chytridiomycota; Chytridiomycetes; Rhizophydiales
Exons: 2
Biological process (GO): protein phosphorylation
Molecular function (GO): ATP binding; protein kinase activity
Source: RefSeq, a predicted model, not a curated record